AUGUCCGAGGUGUAUCUGUUGGACUUCGGAGCGUCUCGAGGUUUUGACAAAAGCUUCACAGAUGCGUACAUUGAGGUGAUCAAAGCAGCGGCGGAUCAGGACCGAGACCGAGUCCUGCUCAAGUCCAGAGAGAUGAGGUUUCUCACAGGAUUCGAGACCAAGUCGAUGGAGCGUGCUCACGUAGACGCCGUCAUGAUCCUCGGCGAGGCCUUCUCUUCGUCUGCGCCUUUUGACUUUGGCGCCCAGAGCACGACGGAGCGGAUCCACCGCCUCAUCCCCACAAUGCUCCACCAGAGGCUGACUCCGCCCCCAGAGGAGACCUACUCCCUGCACCGCAAGAUGGGAGGGGCCUUCCUCAUCUGCGCCAAACUCAGGGCCAAGAUCCAGUGCAAGGACAUGUUCCAGAGCACCUACCGGGACUACUGGGGACCUGUGUGA
Knipowitschia caucasica is the source of this 438-nucleotide messenger RNA. The record is from the annotation of a GenBank genome assembly. NCBI's taxonomy places the organism in Eukaryota, Metazoa, Chordata, Actinopteri, Gobiiformes, Gobiidae.